Messenger RNA from Ostertagia ostertagi, 480 nucleotides. Lineage: Eukaryota; Metazoa; Nematoda; Chromadorea; Rhabditida; Trichostrongylidae. The record is from the annotation of a GenBank genome assembly.
AUGGAAGCAGUGGAGUUCCGGAAAUUCAACAAGGUUGGAUCAAACAAAGAAGUACUACUCGCUGUACAUCGUGUGGUUCCUUUUCGAAAGGGCGAUGCGCAGUCGUUUUAUGCUCAGGACUUUUCUUUCGCCCAAAUUUUGGCGCACGGUGGCACUACUUUACUGCAGGAAGAAUUACGCAAGCGGUGCAAAUGCUGGUCGGUUGUUAUGAGGAUAGGAAAAACCACAGAAGCUAUAACAAGAAAGAUGGCGAACUUGCCAACGAUACCAGCAGACUUGUCCUACGAUCAGUUCUGCAGACAAUAUCUCGACAAUGAGUCAUACAUUCCGCUGAUGUAUCAAAAAGCUGGAUACAAGGAACAAAACUUGAAGGAGAGGAAGAUGAAUAAAAAGAAUAGAGAUGAUAAGAAACGAGCAUUCGUUCAUAUCAUCUGGACAGGACGCGAUCAGGGCGAUAACAUGGUCACUCAUCGGAUUGAC